AAACUUGUCACACCUUGUCCUGAUGUCACAAGCUAUGUUCCAACCAAAUGUCAAAACCACAUCAUGCCCAGGACAGAAAUUCCAUUAAAACAACUACUAUGAUAAUAUAUUGUCAUUGAUUAAUCAAAUUUCCUCCUACUUUGCAUAAUUUAUAUUUCACUUAGUACAUUUUACUGUCAAAGACGAAAGGACGAGGGAGCAACUAUGCAAUACUACUCAACGUUAGUAGGGUUUCUAUGAAUACAAGCACAAUUAAUGUCAGUAUAUCUUUGUCUUCGGAGAAAACUCCGUAUCUGUGCAAGUAUUUCCUAAUAGUUCGAGAAAUACUACUGCAGAAGAUGGCUUCAACAGCCGAGAUCGCCAUUCCGCAGUCUACCGAAGACAUCGCCCCCUCCUGGGUGCAGCAGGUACUGCAGAAGGACCUACCGGGCGUCACCAUCACGGACGUCAGUGUCAAAGGAAACAUCAGCGAAGGAGAGGGGUUCAUUAGCGACAUCAUCGCUUUUGAUGCCGUGGGGACCAGGAACGGCACCAGUCAGCGAUACAGCCUCGUCGCCAAACUGACGAACUUCGCGCGGCCGUGGUCGGUGAUGAAACAGUGGUCAAAGGACUUUCAGAUCAGAGCUGAGACGACCGAAGUCAAGUUCUACUCAAAGGCGGUCCCCGAGCUUCUAUCUGUUGCAGUCCAAAGCGCAGAGCAAAAAUCUGGGGAUGAAGAUGACGAAAAUCGCCCUCAUGCUGAGUCCUUGUUCCUCCCAAAAUGCUACUUCGCGGCCACCGACCCGAGCUCCAUGCUGUCCGUCAGGGUUAUGGAGAACCUGAAAGCUCAGGGGUUCUCCAUAAAACCCAAAGGGCAACCACUGAGCCGUGAGGAGACGAUGUUGACAGCCGGGGCCCUGGCGCAGCUGCACGGCCUGUCACAUCGUCUGGAGCUCCGUUCAGGCGUCCCCCUUCCCGAGAAGUACGACUGGAUCAUGACUCACUCAGAUGUUAGUGACGUGGUGGAUGCAGUAACCUACCAAUAUCAGACCAACCUGAAAGUCUUUGCCGCAGCUUUUCCUGACCAGGCAGACCUUGUAGCUCGGUUGGAAAAGUUACGCCCCCCUCUCAUCGGCCCGGAGGACCCGAGGGUCAGAGUGCUUUGCCAUUCUGAUUGUUGGAUCAAUAACAUUAUGUUAAAGCAUGCAGGAGACGUACCCAUUGACGCAAGGCUGGUGGACUGGCAGAUGCCUCGGUACCUGCCACCAAGCUCAGACCUGGCUUUCCUGUUGGUGUGUAACACCGGUUGGGACGUCUUCCACAACCACAGGGACGACAUAUUGGCUCACUAUCACCACAAACUGCAGGAGACACUUGGCCCAAACGAAUCCAUGGGCCUACAGAGCUACACGCUGGACCAGUUGAAGGCAGACUUCAAGGCCGAUUGUCCGUUCGGGGGUUCCAGCGUAUCUUACGCCAGAUGAUUCAACCUCCAGACACAGAUCUGGUGAGGAUCGUGAAGGAAAUCCAGGGAUGGGGAGUUAUCUAAGACUACGGCCCCAACCGGAAAAAGGGGGCCCUGCCGGACAGCUAACGUUCACAGGCUAUUUUGGGGCACUUACGGACAUAACCCAUACGUGGCUCCACGGGACACCUUGUGGCUCCUAGCGUAUUUUUAGUCCCGGCCGACCACAGGUCGUAGUUAAGUUGGACUUAAAAUUAACCCGGGGCCCGGUAACACAUAGAUGCCGUAUGCUAAUCGCGAGCACCGGGAUAAAUUUUGUGGUGUUGGGGCCCGCCCAGGGCUACAUCGCCGAUAUUCCAGAACAACAGGAAACACAAAAUUUGAUAAGACAAUAAUAUUAUUUGACAUCUGAUGUCACAUCAUGACAGAAUACCAAUAACUAAGGCCACAGCAAGUAAAUUUUUGGAUGACAUCAGACUUUUUUUCCUCUUCGGGGAUGGUCAAAUAGGCCAAAAUAGGCAAACAUGUUGUGUUGUAGCCUAAUAAUGAUACCUGUAGAAGUGACACUAGGGAGGUAGCCAUAAUGUAGUUGCAGAAGUGAAACUUGUUGGGUAAAAGUUGCACCAAUAUGAAAGCCAUGAAUGUAGUUGCCAGCUUAGCAAGUGAUACCAGUGCCCCACACUAGUA
Branchiostoma floridae (Florida lancelet) is the source of this 2131-nucleotide messenger RNA. RefSeq lists its product as uncharacterized. Lineage: Eukaryota; Metazoa; Chordata; Leptocardii; Amphioxiformes; Branchiostomatidae. The coding region runs from base 237 to 1463 and encodes 408 amino acids. The transcript is spliced from 3 exons. The record is from RefSeq and is a predicted model, not a curated record.